This is a messenger RNA of Fundulus heteroclitus (mummichog), 2236 nucleotides long. RefSeq names its product prolyl 4-hydroxylase, alpha polypeptide III (gene p4ha3). Gene Ontology annotation, molecular function: protein binding; L-ascorbic acid binding; iron ion binding. The transcript is spliced from 13 exons. Gene Ontology annotation, cellular component: endoplasmic reticulum. Gene Ontology annotation, biological process: peptidyl-proline hydroxylation to 4-hydroxy-L-proline. NCBI's taxonomy places the organism in Eukaryota, Metazoa, Chordata, Actinopteri, Cyprinodontiformes, Fundulidae. The record is from RefSeq and is a predicted model, not a curated record. Bases 186 to 1805 code for a protein of 539 amino acids.
GAUCCUUCCUACUUGCUUGAGCGGUCUCGGGCUGCAGCUCAGUGCCACAGAGAGAGGGGGAAAAACUGGUCCCAGAUCAGAACCCAGAGAUCUAAACUGUUCAGGUCUACAGAUGAGAGCAGAAGCACAGAGGAACCGUGAGAAACCUGCUCGUCCGAUGAUAAGGAGGCCAGCGUCUGAAGAGGAUGAAGGCUCCUCUGCGUGUUUUCUGUCUCUGUUUUUUUCUCGUCAUUGAUCUCGCUGGAGGAGAAAUGUAUACGUCGCUCCAAAACGUGAAGCAAGCCAUUCACGUCGAAAGGAAAUUAAUUGAUUAUCUGAGAACUUAUAUUGACAACGAGAUGGAGAGACUGGAGGACAUCAAGCGGUUUUAUGCCAAAGUGUCUGACCUGCACGCAGUACUCUACAAAGGCCCUGCAGCUGCUGCAGCCAACCCACUGGUGGCCUUCACCCUCGUCAAGCGGCUGCAUUCUGAGUGGCUGAACGUCGUCUACAGCAAUGAAGCUCAGGAAAACACUCAAACCCUCAGGUCCAAAUACGAGGAAGAAGAGGCUGGCUUGCCCAAAGUGGAAGACCUUCGGGGGGCUGCAAGGGGGCUGAUGAGGCUCCAGGAUGUGUAUUCCCUCCAGGUUUCAAGUCUCGUAAAGGGCCGUUUCCAGAGGGUCUCCAACGGAGGUGUGAUUGACGUCUGUUCGCCCGCCGUGUCCGUCUCGCUGUCCGGUGACGACUGCUUUUUGGUUGGGAAGGUCGCCUAUGAGCAGGAAGACUUUUACCAUUCGGUGCAGUGGUUGGAGGAGUCGGUGCGUCUCUUCAGGGGAGUAGGAAGACAGUGGAUCCCCGAGAAUGAAGGGACCUUAGAGGACGCUCUGGAUCACCUCGCUUUCUCCCACUUUAAAACAGGAAACGUCUCCUACGCUUUGAGUUUGUCUCACGAGUUACUGCAUCACGAUCCAAUGAAUGGACGGGUGUUGCAGAAUGUUGAGAAAUACGAGAAGCUGCUGGGUUCUGCAGCUCCAUCCAGGGCACGUAGUUUGAAAAGACCCGGCUCCUCUUAUUUAAGGACACGAGACACUUAUGAGAGACUGUGCCUGACUCAAGGCUCCCAGCCGACGCAUUUUGAAAACCCCCGACUGUUCUGCGACCACUUCACCAACAACAGCCCUGCGCUGCUGCUGCAGCCUGUGAGACGGGAGGUGCUGAGCCUGCAGCCUCAUGUGGUCCUUUAUCACGACUUCAUCACAGGCGCCGAAGCCGAGGACAUCAAGAAGCUCGCCCAGCCUGGUUUGAAGAGAUCUGUGGUGGCAGCUGGAGAGAAGCAGGAAACAGCAGAUUAUCGAAUCAGCAAGAGUGCGUGGCUAAAAGGCUCAGAGGGCUCCAUCAUUGAAAGGUUGGACGGAAGGAUUUCUGCGCUAACGGGUUUGAACGUGAAGCAUCCAUAUGGCGAGUUCCUCCAAGUGGUGAAUUAUGGGAUCGGAGGCCACUAUGAACCUCACUUUGACCACGCUACAUCACCCUCCAGUCCUGUUUUCAAGCUUAAAACUGGGAAUCGUGUGGCGACCUUCAUGAUUUAUCUCAGCCCAGUGGAAGCUGGUGGGUCCACAGCCUUCAUUCAUGCCAACUUCAGUGUUCCAGUCGUGGAGAAUGCUGCCAUAUUCUGGUGGAACCUCCACAGAAAUGGUCAGGGAGAUGAAGACACCCUGCACGCUGGCUGCCCAGUGCUCAUCGGGGAUAAGUGGGUGGCCAACAAAUGGAUCCAUGAGUACGGCCAAGAGUUUCAACGUUGCUGCAGCCUGAAUCCUGAAGAGUGAGAGGGACAAAAUUAUCCCGGGGAGUAGAAGCCUUUACUACUGUCAGGCACAUUGGCAGGAAGAUAGGAGGCAACAGCCAGAAUGUGUGUGCACAGACAAGAGAGGGAAAGGAGUGGCCAGCCUGCAUCUUUGAUUGGUGCCCAGAGCCCAGGGGACCCUGGACCCUCCUGCAGGGGACCCAGAGAUGAAGAUGGAGCGUGGUAUUUGGAAACUAGCCUACGGAGACCAAAUGUUUCCAUCAGUCACUUCAUCCCAGUGAAGAAGUAUUUAUAUUUUGCAGGAAAUGCUAGCAGAGGCUAAUGCACGGCAUAUGAUCUGCAGAGGACUGUAAAUUAUUUCAGGGGGUUCAGGUUUAACAACAGUGUGUCUUAAUACUGGAAAUGAUCAACCAUGUAAAUAGCAGACCUAAUAAAACACCUCAUUCUCUGUGA